This is a messenger RNA of Aspergillus versicolor CBS 583.65, 380 nucleotides long. RefSeq lists its product as uncharacterized. The record is from RefSeq and is a predicted model, not a curated record. The transcript has a single exon. NCBI's taxonomy places the organism in Eukaryota, Fungi, Ascomycota, Eurotiomycetes, Eurotiales, Aspergillaceae. Bases 85 to 279 code for a protein of 64 amino acids.
UGCAAAGAAUACCUAUGCCUUUCAUAUUCAGGAGUAUUUGGGAGUACGGACCGGAACUGGCGUCAAGGAGAACUGGGCAAAUAAAUGGAAUGGACUAGCUGGACUCAAUUCAUUCGCAUGGUUUUGUUGUGUUUACAGAUAUCCGUGGCAUUGAACCGGAUCUACUUUGAUUCCCUCUUUUGCUGUUUCACGUUUGCUAUUAUGCAAUUUGCUUGUGUUCUUACCGUUUAUAUCCAGCCUGUCAGCGUCCUAUUAUUCAUGCCGGUGAAUAUAGUUUAGAGAAUUAGACCUAUAUUGGAACUCACAACCCGUGGCGCUAGGCUACCUCGGUGGUUGAAUUAACAAUGAAAAGAUCGAAUAUCCACUUAGCAUGCAACUGC